AUGGCCCUUGAAGCACCUCUAAGGUCAUCGACUGGAAGCCUACAGUUCCCAUUCGCUUAUCCUCAGACAGACAUGUCUGCGCCCACAGAAUCCGAGAGCCGUCGCUCUCCAUUCAGACCAUUCUCUUCUCCCCCUCCCGUUACCGAUUCAUCCUCGCUUCGACCCAAUUCCGUCAAUCGUAUGUCGAGUAGCUCCUACAACGUAAUGAGCCCCAGCGAUAUCGUGGGCCCUUCUCCAGUCACUUCAAAUGGCACCGAAACAACCGAGAUCGAGGAUGAUGUUUCAGAGGACAUUGAGAGGGAAGCUCCUGGCAGAAGCAAUGCCCGUCGGUCAGAGCUUUUAAUGCUUACAACGAAUCUACCAGAGAGCGUACGCCAAUCCAAUAGCGAGGAAGCCGUUUCUGUUAUUCACGCGCCCGAAAGCUUUGCCAGCUGGGUUGCUCCAGCACCGGUGAUGGAACAAAGAGGACCAAGUCCUAGGACAUCCCCAAAGUCAGAAGCUGAAAGUCUAGCAUCGGUCAAUGGCGCGUCGGAGAAGACAUCGACUCACCCAACUCGACCUCCGAUUUUUACCGAUGUCAACCCUGUGCGAUACAGCAUAGACAGCGCCACACCUCGAGCUCAGGAUUUGCAAUCUAUGCUGGAUGAUGGGGCUCGGUUGCGCUCAAGCAGCACGAGCAGUCUUGAGAAAAUCGAUGAGCAAACUGAAGCCGAGGGUGAUGAUGAGGAAUAUGAAUCAGAAGCCAUACCAAUACCCCAGCAACAAGACGAGAUUGAGACUUUACGAACGACCCUCACGGAGUGUUGGACUCUUUGCAAUAGUCUGUCAAAGCUGAGUUCGAUCAACCGUAACCGUGCCCAUGGCAAAAGCGGCAUCCCUGACGCCCACGAAAAAGCAUGGAGGACAUGUUGGAAGCUUUGUCAAAGGCUUUACAGCAGUCGGGAUGAGGAUGCUAGCAACUUCAAUGUCAAGGUUAACCUUGAUCUCUGCCGCGACUUCUGCCAAGCACUAUUUGAUGUGCGACAACGCAAUGACGAAGCGGCAGACUCUGUUAUGCGUGUUAGUUUCGAGCUCAACAAUCACUUGUACAGCGCUCAAGACGUCAACCUUCCGGAGGAGUUCAGGGAGCGCACACUAGACUUUUACAUCGCCCUGUGCCAUCGACUCAUGAAGCAACGGAGUGAUCUGGCAGAAGAGACCGACCAAUUGCUCCGAGCCUGCUGGGCACUUGCAGAAAUGCUUUUCAACCUCAGGCAAAAUCGAAGGGAUGGAAGACCCCCAGAUGAAGAGCUACUGAGCUCCACCGUCCAGGCUUGCUGGGAGCUGUGCGAUGUUUUCCGAGACAGCUGGACGCAGGUUCGGCCAGACCGGGGAACACCUCGACUAGGACAUGCAUUCCCUCAGCAUUUGAACGAUCAAAGCGGUCGGCAAAGUCGCGGAUCAAAUCCGUCAUCAGUCCACUCAAGACAUGACAGCGUGAAGAGCGGAAGACAGGAGGAGAAACCAAGAAACCCUGCCAUUCCAGAGACCCCCGUGACCGAGUUCGAGGACACGCCUAUCUCUCCCCAGAGUCGUUCGCCCACGAUGCCCAACAUUCUUGUUCUUGGUACACCAAGCGAUAAUAGUCGUGGCCGAUGGUCGAGCAGCGCCUCCAACCUUUCGAGCUACUCAAAGAGUAGCGCCCGGACUUCGAGCACAGCAACUACAACAGCGGCUUCGGAAGAUCCGAAUGUGACACGUGCGAAAGUACUUGUUCUUCGAGCUGCUAUGAACUUGGGCUUCAACCGUGACUCGAUCCAUGACCCCAAGGCUGCCGCUACGGCCUUGCAAAAGUUUGUACAGGAUCUUCCUCCUGGAUCUUUCGGGUCCCUCAUCUCGCACUCGAACUUGCUAGCACAAUACAAGAACUCUGUUCUCACUGAUGCCAUAAUUCCUAGACAUCACACCUUGCCCACUCGAGGCAAACGCGUCACUGCCCAGGAAAUGGCUAAGAGCAUCCAAAUGAUGAUGAAGAGUUCGCAAAGAUAUUCUUAUCUGCGAGAUCUUUUCCGGGUCGUUUACCAGUUUCCAAUUGAAGAGGUUGACACCCGUCGCAAUGUCAGCAUUGUGAUCUAA
Molecule: messenger RNA, 2115 nt
Organism: Fusarium sp. VM40
Lineage: Eukaryota; Fungi; Ascomycota; Sordariomycetes; Hypocreales; Nectriaceae
Source: the annotation of a GenBank genome assembly